Mitosporidium daphniae is the source of this 885-nucleotide messenger RNA. RefSeq lists its product as uncharacterized. The coding region runs from base 1 to 885 and encodes 294 amino acids. Lineage: Eukaryota; Fungi; Microsporidia. The record is from RefSeq and is a predicted model, not a curated record. The transcript has 3 exons.
AUGGAUUGCAAUACGAUCCAUCAAGCUUACGACGAGUUGCCGCAUAUUGCUGCAAGGGAGGACUCCGUUGCAUCUGCACUGAAAGGAUUUCCAGAAUCGUAUCAGAUUUGCGAUGAAGUCAUAUAUUUUAGCGUCUCUGCAUCAUCCCUUCAGGCCUUGGGCAUUCAAGUGCCUUGGGGAGAUUUCAAAUUAAAAGAAGCCGCUGAACAAUCAUCUCUGAGAUUAACAUCUAGCCAAUGCCCACCUUCGGUCCUGGUUUUUGAAUAUGGUGUUGUUGUGUUUUGGGGGCUUUCCGAAAAGCUAGAAAGGAGUGUGGUCGAUGUUCUUGGAAAGCCUCGAUUUCAAAAAGAAGAUUUGUUCCCCAGACAAAGCACACCUCAGGAAGAAGUAUUGCAUUAUUACAUUGACGAAUCAUAUUCGACAACCGGAAGAGUAUAUGGGGACGUCAUAGUGAUCAGAGUUGAUGAUUUCUCUGUUAGACUUGCAAUUAGCCAUGCUUUGGCUCAAUCUGUUAAAUUGGCCGUGUAUGAAGAAAGACUUUCCGAGGCCCUCGAUACCACGUGGCAGUUUCCAAUGCAACUAGCCCAACUUGGGCAUCUCUCCUCUACAAAAGCGUCUAAACGAGAGAAUGCAGUUGAAUCUGAUAUCAAAUAUCCUGGACACACCGGAGAUUUUCUGAACACAAGUGCAAUGGGAGGGUCUUUACAAGGCCGCCAGGUCUUAUUUGGAAAUUCCACAGCGCAUAGAAGUCCUCAACCAGCGGAUGUUGGUGAUCUCCGAUCUUCUGGACAUGUUACGACAGCAUCUGAGCACCCUGCAUGGCGAAUUUCUAGAAUGGAUUGUGAUCAUUUUAAUUGCAAUCGAAAUCCUAAUGGGAAUAAUUGA